GGCAGUGCAUCGUUCAUGAUGGGUGACGAUCUCCAGCAACUUCUAUCCACGGAUAUGACCUUCGUAAACGUUGUUAAGGGGCCUUAUUGGGAAACGAGUUUUGAUUGCUGGUUGCAGUCUCGUUCACAUCUGGUUCCCUUCUCUGCAGGAUAUUUGUUUUCAACACGGGGUUUAGCACUGGGGAUCACAGAAUGA
Molecule: messenger RNA, 195 nt
Organism: Opisthorchis viverrini
Lineage: Eukaryota; Metazoa; Platyhelminthes; Trematoda; Opisthorchiida; Opisthorchiidae
Exons: 2
Coding region: 16-195 (59 amino acids)
Source: RefSeq, a predicted model, not a curated record